Molecule: messenger RNA, 729 nt
Organism: Trichophyton rubrum CBS 118892
Lineage: Eukaryota; Fungi; Ascomycota; Eurotiomycetes; Onygenales; Arthrodermataceae
Exons: 1
Coding region: 1-729 (242 amino acids)
Source: RefSeq, a predicted model, not a curated record
AUGUCCGGAUUCUAUAGCCCAGGUACAUUUCAGCAGUACAUUCUUGGAUCAGCACAUUAUGUUACCCCUAUUCCAGAUGACUUGCCCUCCGAACAGGCUGCACCCAUGUUAUGUGCUGGCAUAACAGUUUACGCUGCACUCAAACGCUCAAAGGCCCAACCGGGUCAAUGGGUGAUCAUUUCCGGUGCUGGGGGUGGGCUAGGUCAUCUAGCUACGCAACUCGCCAGUCGUGGUCUCGGCCACAGAGUCAUUGGCAUUGAUCAUCACAGCAAAGAGGAUGUUGUGCGAGAGUCGGGCGCAGAGCAUUUCAUUGACAUUACUCAGUUCUCACCAGAUGGAAAGGGGACGGGAGAGAUCGUCGAAAAGGUGAAGUCCCUGACAGGGGGUUUUGGUGCUCAUGCAGUCAUCGUGUGCACCGGAUCCCAUGCCGCAUACGCACAAGCAUUACUCAUGCUGCGUUCAAACGGCACGUUGGUCUGUGUCGGAAUCCCGGCACACAGCAAAGACCCAAUCGCCUCUUGUUCUCCAGGACUCCUGGUUGCUCAGUCUCUUAAUAUAGUUGGCUCUAUUGUAGGGAAUAGAAAGGACGCAAUUGAAGUUAUGGAUUUUGCGGCAAGGGGUAUCAUCAAGGCUCAUGUACGUGUUGAGAAGAUGGAUAAGCUUACGGAAGUCUUCGAGCAGCUGGGUCGGGGCGAAUUACAGGGAAGGGUCGUCCUGGACUUGUCUUGA